GAUCACUCACUCCCUUUUACUUUUCCUCCACUCCGAACAUGUGCAUGCUGCACGCUUAGCUUCUGUUCCAUGUAUUAGCACAUCCAACAGCAUGGGAACUGCUGCAAUCUUUCUCUAAUACUUUUCACAGUGUACAUCACGGCCUAUCGCCCAUUCUCGGAUCGUAUCGAUCACCAUGGCAGCAACAGCCCUGCGCUUCGGCCCAGGGAUUCGUCUGUUGAGUCACCAAUUGCCUAGGCCCUUCUCCUUUCAGCGUUUUGCAUUCUCAUCCUACGUCGUAACACCCAAAGAACUCAAAGAGGCUCUCGAUAAGAACGCACCUACGACCAUCUCCACCGCACCCAGGACGAUACCCUUAUCUGCCGCAUGGUUCAUGCCUAACGAUCCGGAGAAGAGAACAGGCCUCGAGUCUUUUAAGAAGCAAAGAAUCCCUACCUCCCGAUUCUUCGAUAUUGACGCCAUCAAAGAUCCAGAGUCAGAAUAUCCACACAUGCUACCUACCUGCGAUGCCUUUGCAGAUGCCAUGUCACACCUAGGCAUCCGGAGAGACGAUGAAGUGGUUGUCUACGAUACAGCGGAACUGGGCAUCUUUUCAGCACCUAGGGUUGCUUGGACACUCCGGGUCUACGGCCAUCCUAAGGUGCACCUUCUCAAUAACUUCCGUAUCUGGGUGAACGAGGGCUAUCCAGUCGAAAGCGGUCCACCUGAUGUACCCAACCUGUCCAAAUACCCCGUCCCAAGCUACAAUACAGACAUGGUGGUGAAAUUUGCCGAAAUGAAGACCAUUGGUUAUGACCAUGGGAAAGAAGGCGCCGAAGACAUCCAGAUUCUCGACGCUCGCUCAAAAGGACGAUGGGAUGGCGUUGACCCAGAACCUCGACCUGGCUUGAGCUCAGGACAUAUGCCUGGCUCGACCAGCUUGCCGUUCCAGGAAUUGCUCGAUCCUGAGACCAAAGCAUUUCUGCCUCCGGAGCAGCUGAGACAAGUUUUCGAAGCAAAGGGUCUCGAUCCCAAGAAGCCUUUCAUCACAUCCUGUGGCACUGGGGUGACAGCCGCUAUCAUCGAGACUGCUUUGAAAGAAGCACAGUUCGGAUCCGAUGAGGAUCGCCGGCUUUAUGACGGAAGCUGGACCGAAUGGGCCUCUCGAGUCUCUCCCACCAGCGGACUUAUCAAGAAAAGUAAAUAAAGGACAGCCGUCGAAGCAAUCAUCUGGAAGCAAUAUGACGGCCAAGUAUGGCCAUCCCAGCUACCUAUCGCCAGGAAUCCCUUAUGCGGCUUUGCACAUACCAAGGUCGCGUACUUGGUCUUGUGAUCCCUCCUUCAGGAGGUUUCACUCGGACUCGCGGCCAUCAUCGUCGGCCAUCAAAGUUACAGUGCCUUGUAGUGGAGAUGUCUUUGAUGUCAUCUUUUCACGUCGGGGGACACGCGAGGCCCCUGCACAAACACCUGUGUUCAGGUCCAACGGAUCUAUCUUGCCGGUUCUCAUUGGCGUUUCAUUCGACUCUUGAUCUUAGCGCCGGCGUAUGGCAACGCAGUUAUGUCAUGGAAUGUUAGAAUGCCAACCCAAAUUUUGCGAUGGGGGUAAAUUGAUUCUUCCUAUAUACGUCACCUGAAUCGCCCUUCGUAUCUGAGAGUUGCUGUCAUAAUGACCCUGCAAUAUAACAAGCCACGCCCCGAUAGAUAUAGUCCAUGAAUGACAAAAGUUCGC
Messenger RNA from Exophiala mesophila, 1708 nucleotides. RefSeq lists its product as uncharacterized. Lineage: Eukaryota; Fungi; Ascomycota; Eurotiomycetes; Chaetothyriales; Herpotrichiellaceae. The transcript is spliced from 2 exons. Gene Ontology annotation, biological process: transsulfuration. Gene Ontology annotation, molecular function: thiosulfate-cyanide sulfurtransferase activity. The record is from RefSeq and is a predicted model, not a curated record. Gene Ontology annotation, cellular component: mitochondrion. Bases 176 to 1186 code for a protein of 336 amino acids.